This is a messenger RNA of Metarhizium album ARSEF 1941, 621 nucleotides long. RefSeq names its product hydrolase. NCBI's taxonomy places the organism in Eukaryota, Fungi, Ascomycota, Sordariomycetes, Hypocreales, Clavicipitaceae. Bases 1 to 621 code for a protein of 206 amino acids. The record is from RefSeq and is a predicted model, not a curated record. The transcript has a single exon.
AUGUCGUCCGGACUCACCAUCGACGACGCCCUCGUCGCCAAAGUAACCCACUACGUGGAGGCCUACAUGGCAAACUACGACCCCUCCCACGACUUCAACCACGUCCAGCGCGUGCUGCGGCUCGCCAAGCACAUCCAAGCUACCCUCCCCAGCACCUCUCUGGACGCUGUCACCCUCUCGGCACUGCUCCACGACGUCGGCGACAAGAAGUACCUCAAGCCAGGCGAAGAUUCAUCCCGCCUCGUCUUCGACGCGCUCCGCUCCUUUGGCGCCUCGGAGGCCCUCGCUGAAAAGGUACAAGCAAUCUGCCUAGGGGUCAGCUACUCCAGCGAAGUCAAGGACCCGGGCAGGGUGAUGCAGCUGAUAGAGGCGCAUCCCGAGUUGGCCGUCGUCCAGGACGCGGACCGCCUGGAUGCCAUCGGCGCCGUGGGAAUAGGCCGAGCCUUUGCGUUUGGCGGUGCGAGGAAUAGGGAUAUGGGGAACACGAUGGAGCAUUUCGCGGAGAAGCUGGUGCGGCUGGAGGGCAUGAUGAAGACGGAUGAGGGGCGCAGGUUGGCCAAGGAGAGGACGGAGAGGAUUGUGCUGAUGCAGCAGUGGUGGAGGGACGAGACUGCCUCGUGA